Messenger RNA from Serpula lacrymans var. lacrymans S7.9, 708 nucleotides. RefSeq lists its product as uncharacterized. The transcript has 3 exons. Lineage: Eukaryota; Fungi; Basidiomycota; Agaricomycetes; Boletales; Serpulaceae. Bases 1 to 708 code for a protein of 235 amino acids. The record is from RefSeq and is a predicted model, not a curated record.
AUGGCUGAACUGCCACCAGCCGCAGCCUGCAACACUCGAUCAUCCAUCCAUCUGAUAUGGGUGCCAUCAUGGUCAUGGAUGGGCCCCCAUCAUCCCAUCACUCAUCACACACACUGGCGUUUUGACAUGUUGACAACUGGCACUGGCGCAUCGAUAUCUGCGAAGAGUCCAAACCAGAGUCCCAGAGUCUGUCUCUGCGUACCUCGUUUUGAUCUACCCGGUGGGCAAUCAAAACGCCCAAACGAAAGCGAGAUCAAGUACGCCCCUUCUGUCGAUGGGCGUCAACUCUACGCAGAGCAGCGCAACCACAUUUCGCCAUUCGCGGAAAAGAGUCAGGCUCGAUAUGCUUUCGAUCCCCACCUCGAGCCUCGAGCCGAUCGGUACGGUAUCCCCAGUAUGCCUGUCAAAGGCUCAGACGGCCUUGUUCGCGAUGGCGAUGGCAAGACCUGCCGAUCCACACCUGCCCCCGUCGUCCCCCCUCGCUCACUUCCAAUUCCAAUUCCAAAACCGAAUCGCCCACCCGCUGACUCAACGAGACGCCAGCCCCAGGCUAGUCUUCCUUCGUCUCCCGCAUCAAAACUCGAGCCAAGGGCAUACCGCAUCCCUUACGACAGACUCGAGGUACGCUCGUCCGAUCGUAUCAUAUCGUAUUAUAUCGCAUCAUAUCGUAUCAUCAUGAGUAUCAACCCCCGCUGUACCGACAAGUAG